Pollicipes pollicipes is the source of this 1702-nucleotide messenger RNA. Its product is annotated as abasic site processing protein HMCES. Gene Ontology annotation, biological process: protein-DNA covalent cross-linking repair. The coding region runs from base 21 to 1124 and encodes 367 amino acids. Gene Ontology annotation, molecular function: single-stranded DNA binding. The record is from RefSeq and is a predicted model, not a curated record. NCBI's taxonomy places the organism in Eukaryota, Metazoa, Arthropoda, Thecostraca, Pollicipedomorpha, Pollicipedidae. The transcript has 7 exons.
CAACGACGCAGUCCGCUGCAAUGUGUGGACGAACUGCUUGCACGCUGCAGCCUGACAGAGUGCGCAGCGCCUGCGGCUAUGUCCCGGAAGCGGAGCAGAAGGGAGGCGGCGGCGGGAAAUUCCGCAAAGCUCGCUGGGUGGACCAGCCGGGAUCAAAGGCGUAUCACCCAUCUUAUAAUAUUGCUCCUACGGGCACGCUGCCGGUGCUGAUCCGGGGACAGCACGCCGGCUGUGCCGACGACGAGCGCGUGGUGAUGCCGAUGCGAUGGGGCCUGGUGCCCUUCUUCCACAAGGGACAGGUGGCAGACAUGAAGCUUUCGACGUUCAACGCUCGCUCUGAAGAGUUCCUGAAGAAGUCCAUGUUUUCCCACCCCUUCAAGAAAGGUCAAAGAUGCGUCGUUGUUUGUGAUGGCUAUUACGAGUGGAAAAAGGACGGAGCUGGUAAAAAGCCGUACUUCUUGUACAGUGAACAACGCAAAGAUUGGGACAUUUGCACCAAUGUGAACAGCCUGGAUGAAGAUGACCUGUGGAGUGAGGCCGAGGGAUGGAAGGGGCCAAAGCUCACAAUGAUGGCUGGCAUAUUUGAGUCAUGGAAAUCGGACGGUGACCAGCCGCUCUACAGCUUUACCAUCCUGACCCAGGCGGCCAACUCGCGCCUGGAUUGGCUUCACUCGAGGAUGCCGGUGUUCCUCGUCACGCCGGAGGCGGUGCGGGACUGGCUGUCGGUUGGGGAGACGUCGGACGAGACGGCGCUGGCGCUGAUCACACCUGCGGACUCGCUUGCCUGGCAUCCUGUGUCCGCGGACAUCAACAACGUACGCAACCAGGAGGUAACGAACAAGCCGCUGGACGAGACCAAGCGCUCGGCGUCGGCCGGCUUCAUGGCCAACUGGCUGGGCAAGGCAGGCAAACGAUCGGAGGGGCAGCAGGCGGCAAAGCCGCCGGCGGAACAGCGGGAGCAGGAGGCGAAGCCGGUGAACCUGCCAGCAGAGCGGCAGGAGCAGGAGGCGAAGCGGCCGGCGGAGCCGGGGGAGCCGGAGGAGCGGGACGUGGUACAGCAGGAGCAGGGGACGAAGCGACCGGUGGAGCAACAAGAGCAGGAGGCCAAGCGCAGCAAGCAGUGAACUGUCGUGGGCAGCGGGUAGAGCGGGGACUGGCUUCCCGAAGAGGACUGUCGGAAGUGACGCGUCGGGACGUGUGCCAUACCUAUGGCAUAUCGUCCGUUCUUUGUUCAAGGAAACGCCGUUACAGCAGCUUAGAGUCAGACGUUAGCGCAGUGAGGGCUGUCACAGGUUCCAGCAUAGGGCAUACCAUAUGAUCAUCGUUCAGACAAAUACUGGGGCUGCACCGCACUCAAACUGAAGCGUAGUGCGGCGGCCAUUCUCCACUAUCAGCAUCGUUGAGUCCUGUGUCGCCAUUUUAUUAUGUUGUUUUUUCGCCAAGCGAAUGUUAGCGUUUCCUGUUUGUAGCGCUUUUCUGCUAAACUACGACGGAAGUGACGCGUAGUUUAGCAGAAAUAUUUUGUCCAUAUUUUUGGAAGAAUAGACAGCAGCUGCGGCGGCCUGACGGAUGAGAGGAAUUUGUGAGAUGCGCGGCAGUGUGGGACGUGUUGGCCAUUGGUGCUGACAUUUCGUUCCCGGAUCGUGGAUCACUUAGUUUUAAGUAAUUUGUAAACGACCCAGGAAUGCCACUACUCCGAUCU